Molecule: messenger RNA, 1425 nt
Organism: Cucurbitaria berberidis CBS 394.84
Lineage: Eukaryota; Fungi; Ascomycota; Dothideomycetes; Pleosporales; Cucurbitariaceae
Exons: 4
Coding region: 1-1425 (474 amino acids)
Source: RefSeq, a predicted model, not a curated record
AUGGAUCGCUCAACAAAACGAAACUUCAAUUUUGUAAACCUCAAGCACCCCGAUGACCUCAAAGAUGAAGAGACGCAACUUCGCAUACGCCGUCUAGCCAUGACAGAGGUUGGCAGAGCGCGAAGAAAACCAAAGACAAAGCGCGAGCGCAACGAGAUUGUCCUAGAAUUUCACACUCCAGCUGAAGAACGCCUCAAACUUGACCGCUUGGGUGGCGGCCAGCUAGAUCCCUUUGGCCCUUAUCCAAUCGAGCUUGAUGCUUCUGCUCGGGAAUUGCUGGCAAGCAGUUCCAACCACCCGAGCCAGCUGCGGGCGUCUUGGUGGCCUGUUGGGCUCAGUUGCGCAGCCACCUUUCACAAUGUUCUCUCCAACUCUCAAAACUUUCAGCUGCAGAAGCUAAAUGGGUUUUUUCCUUCGCAGGAUGAUGGAUUGGCUUUGACACAUCACCACAAGGCACUCCGGCAUGCUAGCGAAAUGAUGAAAGACCCAGCCAAACACAAGAGCGACGAAGUUAUCGGGACUGUUGCCUCGUUCAUGUGCCAUCACGCUUUAUUAGGUAAUUUCACCAGUGACGAUUGGUACAAACACCGCAAUGCCCUUGUAAGGAUUGUCGGGCUCAGGGGAGGCUAUCAUGCCAUUGACAAAGACUAUCUUCGGAUCACAGUGACAUGGUCCGAUCUCAUAGGCUGUUUCUCACAGGACGUACCGCCAAUAAUCCCCCUACCCCAUCAAUGGGAAGCUGACUCAAAGUCUCCACCGAACUCGCCCCGACCACAACGCCCAAUAUCAUUAGCGUGGAAGCAGCAACUACCAAUGCAACUAGACUGGAUCUCGAUAUUCGAUGAUAUCGUGCAGCUCAUAUCGCUAGAUCGCGAGUUCAGCGAGAAGCAGCUAGUCUUAGCAAUCACGAGCGGUAGUUGGCUGGAGCCGACCAUAUACCGCCUCCUUUCAAUACGACCGCUACAAAAGGUAAACAAUCGUGAACACGUGAUUGAAGAAGUGUGCCGGCUCGGCACAUUGCUCUUCCUAGCACCAUUUUGGAGGAUACUAGGACAGUCACCAGUCUGGACAGGAGCCAUAUCUCGCAACCUGCUGCUUGUCUUGAUGAAGAACCUGGUGGAGUGGAACGAGCUCAAGCCGUUGCUCAUCUGGGUAGUCUACUUUGCCGCGAUUGAGACGAAAGACCUGGGAGAACGAAGUCAGUUCGUCUUCAUGUUGGGCGUGCUCACGAGCGGCAUGCAGCUGCAGGGGUGGGAUGGCACAAUGCAGGUUGUCAAGAGCGUUUUGUGGGUCGAGAAGGUGUAUGCAGGCACCGACGAGCUGAUACGAGACGAGGUCAUGCAUAUCGUCCAUCAGAAUCCCAUAGGUGCUGCUUUGGGAGACAUCGCACCGUCGUUUUUGGAUGAUAUUUCAGGCAACGACUAG